Molecule: messenger RNA, 2321 nt
Organism: Chlamydomonas reinhardtii
Lineage: Eukaryota; Viridiplantae; Chlorophyta; Chlorophyceae; Chlamydomonadales; Chlamydomonadaceae
Exons: 11
Coding region: 34-1593 (519 amino acids)
Biological process (GO): molybdate ion transport
Molecular function (GO): molybdate ion transmembrane transporter activity
Source: RefSeq, a predicted model, not a curated record
GAAUGCGGAUUAUCAUUAGUUAAUGUGAGGAUCAUGGCUCUACAAAAUGCUUGGCAAAACACGAAGGAGCGUGCCCGCGAGACCUGGGCGCAACUCACCUGGUCCGAGGUGUCUGGCUCGCUGGGCGACCUGGGCACGUUCCUUCCUUUGCUGAUCGGCCUGGUUCAGAAGGUCCAUCUGGACCUGGGGACGACCCUUACUAUUACAGGUCUGUACAACAUCAUCAGUGGGUGGCAGUUCCGCAUCCCCAUGUGCGUGCAGCCGAUGAAGACCAUUGCCGCGGUGGCGCUGGCGGGCGGAGCGGCCGGUCUGGAUCUGCCUCAGCUGCUGCACGCGGGCCUGUUCGUGGCGGGCUGUGUGGGGCUGUUGGGUGCCAGCCAGGCCAUCGACCUGUUCAACUGGCUGGUGCCGCCACCCGUCAUCCGCGGCGUGCAGCUGGCGGUGGGCGUCAAGCUGGCCAUGAAGGGUGUAGACAUGGCGUUGCGGCUGCACGGCGGCCCCUCCAGCGGCUGGCGGCCGUGGCUGGGCACUGAGGGGCUGGUGGUGGGGGCGGUGGCGCUGGCGGCUAUGAUCGCGACCACCCUGCCGCCGCGUGCCGCCCGCCGCGGCACCCUGGAAGCGGCCGAUGAGGGCGGUCUGGGCCCCCGCCCCACUGACACCGCCUUCGAGCCGCUGCUGCGCCGCCUGCCCGCCUGUUGCGGCGGCGGCGACCGCGCCCCGCAAGUGGAGGGCGCCGCCGUCAGCGCGGAGCGGGCGGGGCUGCUGGCGCACGCGGAGGGCGGCGAGCGCAGCGGCAACCUGGAUGACGGCACGGAGGCGGGCGUGGGCGCUGCGGCUGGAGGUGGAGGGUGUGGCGGAGGUGGAGGCGGCGGCAGGAUCCCCAGCGCGCUCAUUGCGGUGGUGGUGGGCCUAGCGAUGGCGGUGCUGCACCGGCCGGGGCUGGUGUGGGAGCUGCGGCUGGGUCCCACAUUGCCGCGCCUGCUGCGGCCCUCCUGGCCCGACUUCAAGACCGGCGCGCUGCGGGGCGGGCUGCCGCAGCUGCCGCUGACCACGCUCAACUCCGUCAUCGCCGUGACACAGCUCGCUAACGCGCUCUUCGGCGACAAGCCGGAGGCGGAGCGGCGGCGCUGGCGGCCCUCUGCGGUGGCGCUGUCAGUGGCGCUUCUGAAUGGCGCGGGCGUGUGGCUGGGAGCCAUGCCCUGUUGCCACGGCGCAGGCGGGCUGGCGGCCCAGUACAAGUUCGGCGCGCGCACGGGCCACGCGCCCAUCCUGCUGGGCUGCAUCAAGGCAGCUCUGGGGCUGCUGUUUGGGGGCAGUCUGGUGGUUCUUCUGGAGGCAUUCCCGCAGCCGCUGCUGGGCGCGCUGCUGACUGUGUCCGGCAUUGAGCUGGCGUCCGUUGUGCGCCACACGCGGUCUCCCCGCGGCUACACCUUUGCGCUGCUGACGGCCGUUGCCAUCCUGGCCCUGGACAACACCGGCACCGGCUUCCUAGUGGGGCUGGUAGGAGUGGCGGCUGUAGCAGCCUACGAGGGCGCAGUAGCAGCUGCGGCCGCUCGUUGGCCGCGGGUCUUUGCUCGCGGUGGCAGGGCGUGAAAAUGAGAGGGGGGGGGGUUCUAUGCCCGUGCCCAGCAACAUUGGUCCCAAUUGUCAGGGAAUUGGGGGGGGGGGCGGGGCGGGGUGGAGGUCUGGGACUCUGGAUGGUGGCGGUUCGAUAGUGUACAGCAGGAUGACCUACACCAGGGAUUACCUGACAGCAGCGUGGGGGAUAGCGCUUGGGUCCGUGUGUUCUGGGAAAGGGAAGGGUGCGGUGUGCAUGGCGCCACAUCAGCUACCGCCUUUUCGCAGAGGCGUUGUCGGCAGAAAUGUGACAGAAUCGCGGGAUUGACUCGUUUGUUGAGUCGGAGCUGCCAGCGGGGAUUGAUUCGUUUGUUGAGUAGUCGAGUACGUAGGAGCCGUCAGCGGCGGGCUUCACGGCGGGGGCCUGUCAUGUUCGGGGUUCUCGUUGCGGUAAGUUCAUGGGUCACUGUGGGAGGAAAGGGAGCCGUUAGGACGGUCCUUGAGUGCAUGCAAGAACGGCACGCACUAGAGACGCCACCGAGCGAACGUAAUUGAAUGGGGACCAAACAGGGUCCUCCCCAGUUGCCGUCCUGCAGGAGGCACCAGAUCCCAUCUAUAUAUCCAACACACACGUCUAACACCCAUGACUUUCAAUCGACCGCCGUGCAUCACUGCAUCCAUCGAACUAUGGAAGACCGCAGACCAACCGUUCUCCGUAUGACAGCGCAAACCAUGGAAUACGGCACAUGUAACAAGUAGCCCGC